UCGCUCCCCACUCCUCUCCCAAUCCCUACUGGCGCCAAGGCCCUCGACAUUUCAAAAUCGAGCUCCGCCCAUGGCCAAGAGCCCCAAGGCGACCACCAGCCGGCGGCCCACCAGAAAACGGCGGGCCUCCCCCGCUGCCGUGCCGUCCUCGGCGGACAUCGAGGACCUGGCGCCGUCGGGUGUCCUGGCCGGGCCCACCUCGGCGGCGCCCGCGCUGCGCUCGGGGUUGCUCCGGUGGUAUGACGCGCACCGGCGCGACCUUCCGUGGCGAUUCUCCGCGGCGCCGGGGCGCGAGGGCAGAGAGAAGAGGGCGUAUGCGGUGUGGGUGUCGGAGGUGAUGCUGCAGCAGACGAGGGUGCCCGUCGUCAUCGAUUACUACUCCCGGUGGAUGGCGCGGUGGCCCACCGUGGAGACCCUCGCCGCCGCCACGCAAGAGGAGGUGAACGAGAUGUGGGCCGGUCUUGGGUACUACCGGAGGGCGCGGUUUCUUCUGGAGGGAGCGAAGCAGAUUGCAGAAAAGGGGGAAUUCCCUAGCACAGCAUCAACACUUCGUCAGGUUCGCGGCAUUGGGGAUUACACAGCAGGCGCCAUUGCCUCCAUAGCCUUCAGUGAGGUCACCCCACUUGUGGAUGGAAAUGUUGUACGUGUUAUCAGCAGACUUUUUGCAAUUGCCGAUAACCCAAAAGAAUCCUCAACAGUAAAGAGAUUUUGGGAGCUUGCUGGUCAACUGGUCGAUCCAUCAAGACCAGGAGACUUCAACCAAGCAAUGAUGGAACUAGGAGCAACAUUGUGCAGCAAGACCAAGCCUGAUUGCUCCCAGUGCCCUGUCUCUAGCCACUGCCAAGCGCUUGCGCUUUCCCAUGAAAAUCCAUUGGUUGGAGUUACAGACUACCCACGGGUGGUUCCCAAAGCUAAACCACGUCGUGAUUUCGCUGCUGUUUGUGUUGUUCAAAUUGCACAAGGCUUGGAGCAAGAGACGGCAGCCGGCAAAUGUAAUUUCUUUCUCUUGAUAAAGAGGCCAGAAGAGGGCCUGCUUGCAGGGCUCUGGGAGUUCCCAUCGGUUCUUGUUGACGAACGUAAGACCGACCCGCUAAACAGGAGAAAAGAGAUGGAUAGGUAUUUGAAGCAAUUGGUUGACAUAGAUGUUGAACAGGAAUCCAAUCUGAUCCUCAGGGAGGAUGUUGGUCAGCAUGUUCACAUUUUCUCCCACAUUCGCUUGACGAUGCAUGUGGAGCUGAUGGUUCUCAAGAUCAAAGGUGAUGUGGGUCAAGCAUGCAACAAGGGACAAGAUAGCACGAAACUGAAACUCGUCGAUGAAAGUUCAAUCGAUUCCAUGGGCUUGACAUCGGGAAUUCGGAAGGUGUACAAUAUGGUGAAGGCUUUCAAGGAGAAAAAACUAUUGGAGCAAAGCCAAAUGCCCACGAAGAAAAGGAGCAGACGUCAAAAGCAGUAACAUUACCGGUUAAAUGACUUGUAAGAUUAUUUUGUAUGUACUAUCUGGGUUGCUGACUCAGCACAUCAGCGAACUGUUGCUAGAAAGGCCGUUCAAAUUUCCAGCAUUCCUUCUGAAAACUUA
This is a messenger RNA of Aegilops tauschii subsp. strangulata, 1576 nucleotides long. Its product is annotated as adenine DNA glycosylase. NCBI's taxonomy places the organism in Eukaryota, Viridiplantae, Streptophyta, Magnoliopsida, Poales, Poaceae. Gene Ontology annotation, biological process: mismatch repair; base-excision repair. Gene Ontology annotation, molecular function: oxidized purine DNA binding; 8-oxo-7,8-dihydroguanine DNA N-glycosylase activity; adenine/guanine mispair binding. The record is from RefSeq and is a predicted model, not a curated record. Gene Ontology annotation, cellular component: nucleus.